This is a messenger RNA of Pisolithus orientalis, 3864 nucleotides long. Its product is annotated as Spc7 kinetochore protein-domain-containing protein. Bases 96 to 3803 code for a protein of 1235 amino acids. The transcript has 9 exons. Gene Ontology annotation, biological process: mitotic spindle assembly checkpoint signaling; protein localization to kinetochore; mitotic sister chromatid biorientation. The record is from RefSeq and is a predicted model, not a curated record. Lineage: Eukaryota; Fungi; Basidiomycota; Agaricomycetes; Boletales; Pisolithaceae.
UGAAGACCGCGACACCUUGGGCCCUUGGUGGAGGGAUCCCGAGCACACAUAUUUUCGAUAACUGACCUGUCGAACUAGUACUAGCACGAAUUUCCAUGGCUGUUAACAAGAGCUCACCAAGUCGGCGCAAUUCAAUCUCGGUGUCUGGCCACAACAGGGCUCAUCCCGGUCACAGACGACGCGCUCAUUCCAUCGCCCCAGGCGACCAUCUCAGUCCUACGGCCAGAGCACGCCGUUCAUUGGCUCCACGGAAGAGUAUCCUCAAAGUGAAUGCCACGGACGAUGGAGAGGACAGAACGCAGGCAAUGGACAUGACAGGCGUCGUUCGUUUUGAGACAGAUGGCUCGCGAAAGUCCCUUGGAAGGCGUGUCAGCUUCGCCAACCACGCCCACGUCCGUUUGUUCGAAGUGCCGGAGCAAAACACCAACAGCACCGCGUCUCCUCAUGGAGGGGCGAACGACGAAAAUGCAUAUCCUGGCGCUUCAAGUUUUCGUCGCAACAGUUCGAUUCGGAGGUCAGCAAUUUUUAGCGAGGGCGGCGGUGAGGAGUCGAUGGAGAUGGACUCGGACGACACGGGUUAUUCUCCAGGCGCAUUUUUCAGGGCGUCGAACGCGCAAGAAGGUGUUAAUGACAUGCCUGACUUUGGAUUUGAAGACGAAGGAGACUAUGACGACGCUGCUGACAUGGACGUGACGGAGGCUAUAUCCCACAAUAUCGUACGCAAACGCUCCCUCUCGCUAGGUGGACCUCGACAACCUCUUGGGAACCUCACUGUUCCCCGAGCUUCACUCGAUAAUCAAAGCGGAGACGGGGAGGGUCAAGAGAAGGACCAGUCCUUUGUGGAGGAAGACUCGGGCCAGUCGCACUCCCUUGGCUCUGAAGGCGAUACUUCCCAACCCAUGGAGUUUACAGUUCCACUCGUCCGCCCAGCAAAGCCACCAAGUGAAGCGUGGCUGGCUCUUCGUGCUGUUACCCACUCGGGCAAUACACCCUUUAUCCCAUCAUCAGACGACGAGGAGAACGGAGGAAAUGGGGGGGUACAAGAAAUGGAUUUGAAUGACGCUGUCUCGAGGUUGCAGGCUGCCCGUGCUUCUUUAGGCCUCGGAAACUCAAACGAAGAAGACGUUCAGCCAGACAGUUUUACCAGCACGGAGGACAGCUUUGCGGAGGAGAACAGUAGAAAUGAUGACGACGAAGGGAAUCAAACCGUCAACGUUACUCAGCUUAUACGGCGAAUAAGCCUUGUCCCAAGCACUGGCGAUUCAACCAUGGACGUUACUUCUGUAUACGGUGAGCAACGACAAGAAGGCUCUCCUGAGGUGCCAUCAACAACACCGGCUACCGAAUCGUUAAAAGUUCCGCAACAGACCAACCCGGUUACAGGGAAACCGUCAUUCCCGACUCCUGCAGGUAGUGAAGGCGAACUGCCUGCAAUAGCGGAACCCCAGAAUAUUACUGUUGCACCGCAAAAAUUCAGCUUUAUUCCACGCCCACGAACUCCUGCGACAACCGCACGACCACCGUCUCCUUCCAAAGCCAACUCACUUCCGCCUUCACCUAAGAAAUUCAGUGCGAAUUUCGCUCCUCCUGUUUCCCGCCCGGUUCCCGAAAAGCGCUCCGCUGCUGCUGCCCAUAUUCCUGACGGUCGGUCGAGCCCAGCCAAGAAACCCUCGGGUCCCGAGAAGUUGACCGCAGGUUUGACUCGUCAUGAAUUGCCGCGGCCUCCGAACGCUCCUUCUAGACUAUCACCCACCAAGAUAGCACCGCCCCAAGCUGGGCAGGGGACACAAUCCGAGGCUGGUCCAAGCAAACGUGCACCACUUGGUCUACGAAGGCCCUCAGGAUACCUUGCCCAGCGGAAAAGUUUCGGCGAAGUGGUCACUCCUCUUUCCACUGGUGACGCUAGUCAGUCAAGUCGACCAUCCUCCCCAGGUAAACAGGCCAUGGGAGCCAGGAGGAAGAGCAUCGCCGUAACUAGAGAUGCAGAAGGAGUACUCCCCCGAUUCAACGUUUCUGCAGAGAAAGACAGAGCGGGAAAGGACCGUGUCAUGGACGAUACAGCGGAGUCAGCUGAGCAGACGGAAACACAGCUCUCGGAAGCUGCACUUCCCCCCCAGCUGCAUGAAGUGUCGAUGGUCAUUGAAUCCUCUCAUGAUGACCAAUUACCUGAGCCAAAUCCGCUUCCGCCUUCUCAGCAGAACCCUGUCGAAGACUCUAUGCUCGAUGUAGCCCAGGAUGGGGGUGACGGUAGCGAUGACGAAGGCCCGAACAAUUCGCUGCCAAUUGGUGAGCCAACAACUGAAGCAACCGAGCAAUGGCGAGAGGACGUCCAACAAGCGAGCAGUGAAGAGGAAGAAGGUCCGCCUAUUUCGAUUCAACAAUUCUUUGAGAUGACGGGCAUUCGAUUUAUGGAUGAGAUUACUGCACCUCGCCGACAAAGUAUCCAUCCCUCUACCCUUCGUCCUUCACGGCGAGCAUCAGUCGAUGGACAAAUACCUCUAGCAGAAUAUAUGGUGGCCAUGGCAGUGGACGUGCCACAACUCGAGCUCUAUACCCAUGUAAGCAAGGAUCUCCAAGCGUGGAUCGAACGCAUCCAAUCUAUAUACCGAGAGGCUGAGGAAGAAGCGCUCGAGAUGACGCCGCAGCUUUUCCAAGAGUUCAUCUCCGCGGACGAGACUGGACAGGCGGAGCUGAUCCACCAGUUAAAGUUGAUUAAGGUCCAUAACCACGAACAGGCGAAGUCAGAGUGGUACGAUUGGAAAUUGCAGUGGGUCGAACAGUUGGAUCAGAAGGCUAGCAAGGGCUUUGAGCAUUUGGAGAAGGAUGCUAAAUUUCUCGAGGGAGUUAUUCAUGAGGCCCAAAGUAUCCUUCCUGGCUUGCAGCAGGAACACGAUCAACUCGUGGAAGAGCUGGAGAAGGAGACAACAGAAAUUGUAGAGUUAGAAGCCUGCGAUCAAGAUUAUCUGAAGGAACUCAAGGCGAGCAUAUCUGAACAGGGUACGGAACUUGACAAUUACCGUCGGGAAGUCGAGGAAGCCAAGGCGAAGCUUAGUCGUAUCGAAGAAAAGCUCAAGGAGGUCCAAACGGAGAAGGCUGAAGUUUCCGCAUCGAUUGAGAAGACUGAGCGACUCAUCGAUGUACAGAAGAACAGUACUCAUGUAGAAGUUUUCCGACUUAAGGGUGAACUGGAGACGCUGCAACGGUUGCACAUGGUGGAGAUAACCAAAGUUGAAGAUGAUCUCUUCAAAUUUGCUUAUGCAUCCACUUACGAAGUGUCUACGACCUGUGUUCGAUGUCGUCCUGUGGUUGGAACUGUCCAAAUUCAGAAGUUCCCGGAUGCCAAGAGGACGGAAGUUUUCCCAGUGUUCUGUAGUGUCGUCUUGCGAAUGGCGAAAGAACUCGUCAAUCGACCAGAGGUGAGCAAUAGCCUUCGCAAGAUUGUCGAGUUCGUCGGAACGUAUUGGUCCUGUUGUUCUCGACUGCAAUUACAAUUUAGAUUGGUUGCCAUCAAGUUCUAUAUCACUUUUAAAGAGAACCCCUCAGGUUUUUCUGUCGACGUUUCGAUCUUAUACCCUAGUGUCAAAGCCAAGGCGAUAGUGUCUUUUAUAUUCGAUGUUGCAACCUUUUCUACGUGGCCGUGCCACAUACAGUCAAUGAAGCACGAUGUUAGGGUCAUAUAUGGGCAGAUACAGCGAGAUGUUAUCCUUCAAGCUGUGGGUUCCCGGCUCAAAGAUGUGACCCCUACUAAUAACCAUGGGUGUCUACUGGACGCAUGUAUGGAAGCAGCGGAAUGUAUUGUAUAAAAUUUCAUAUAACAACCUAGCGGGACAUUCCAUUUGGGAAUGGAAUACUCUACGAUUCAUG